This is a messenger RNA of Fomitiporia mediterranea MF3/22, 2436 nucleotides long. RefSeq lists its product as uncharacterized. The coding region runs from base 752 to 2158 and encodes 468 amino acids. The transcript is spliced from 3 exons. NCBI's taxonomy places the organism in Eukaryota, Fungi, Basidiomycota, Agaricomycetes, Hymenochaetales, Hymenochaetaceae. The record is from RefSeq and is a predicted model, not a curated record.
GGCUGUCUCGCCCACUUCCCUUAUCCUCAUCGCACCUCUACCUGCCCUGUACGUCGUGGCCAAGAGCCAGCGCUGCCCGCUGCCUGCAGCCCUCGGCCCUUGCAUCAGCACCAAGCUGGUCCAGUGCAGCCGCUCCUUAGCUUACCGCGCACCCCCUACUUAGUUACUUUCAUAAACAAGCUCUUUCUGGUGGACCCCCCAUUCAGACUCGAGUCGAUCUUCGAGUUUUUUUCUCCGCUAGACGACUCUUGUAAUCUUUGUCACAUAUUACUGUGUCCGUUGGUUGGAUCAACCCCGAUCUACCAACUUGACCGGGAGCACGCUGCUUCACGCAGAGUCUCCACACAAGCGAGUUACCCACACUCAAACCAGUCUUGCCCGAGUAUAGAUAGGUUGACCUCACCAGCACAGGUUGAUUCUCUCGCCGAUUGCGCUUUCCCUUAAGUUGCAUACAUCGUGCGACGAUUGAGUCCCUCACUGGUUCUCCUACUUUCGCUCGUUAGGACUCUCUUUCUCGACGGUUUCUUGCGUCUGUCGCGUAACCUUUCAGAACCUCUUGCUGCUUGACUAGGCUUUCGACGUACUGAUCGCCCUGGGACCGUAUAUCUACUACUAGUCAAAUUGACUCACUUUACUGCGAUACUUAUUACUCCGAUUCAAGCGUAAUUGCACGGUCGACCUGUUUCUCUCCUUUUUAACGGCCGCACGCUACCUGACCCUUUCGUUUCUCACACGUGCCCAUAUCUACACAAUGUCGACUACCACGCUCAGCUCUAUUAUCCAACCCUCCGACACAGCCACUCUCUCACCAAUAACACCUCGUGGUGAUACUUUUGCUGCGCCCAUUCGGAACUCGCAUGUUUCGUCAGAUGACGAUGAUGAAAUCGUCUGGCCGAUGUCGUCACAAUCCAGCCCGUCUUCCACUAGCCCUGCAGCUGAGGGGCGACAUGAUAGGAUACCAGAUCCUAGCAUGACCCCUCCUGCAGUAUCUUUCCGUAACGACAUUAAUGAGAAGCUUAACGAUAAUAGUAUUAAUAAGCAUGAUACGCGGGACGUUGUUGGACAGCGCUUAGGCGACCAUUUCUUGGACGAUUUUGUUCUCGAACGUGGCGAUUGUGGUUCGAAGGUUUGGACUCCGCCACCGAGUACCCAGCGCUCGCGCAAGCGAGGACACCGCUCAACGAGGAGCGAGUCAGCGAUACCAGCACCCCAGCUCGUUGAACCUAAUACAGCGCAGCAACGUGUAGAAGGGUCCUGGGCUGACGAUGUAGAUGAUUUGGAGAAGCAGCUUAAACGCACUGUUUUAACAGAACCUCCUGUUCGUCCUCGUUCGACGCCAUCGAGUGCUCAGCCUCCUCAGAAACAAAGUUUGACCCCGCGAAAGCAGAGAUCUCCGAGGAAACAGAAGGACCUUCCGCGACAAGCAAAUAAAUCCGCGUCUGCUACAACCCCCAAGCCCCUUGAUACAAUCACUGCCGCUCAUUCGUAUCCAUCUCCUGCGGCAUCGCCCACAAGUAACAAAAUAUCUCCGACUGAAAUUUCUACGCCUUCAAAGACUAGGUCUCCGGGCAGGAAGAAAUCAAAACAAGGGAAGGGCAGGAAUUACACAAAGAAAGAUGCACCUGCACAUUACACACUCCCCACUGCACCCUCUACCGCACCCUCUACGCCUCGUGGACUUGGGACGCGGUCCAUUGUUGACGAUGUAUCGGAGUACGGAGAUGCAUUCCUUCCACCAUUGACCGUGUCCGUCCGUCAAUCCGAGACGGGCCAUUUGUUGGACGUAGCGUAUGACGAGGCAGUAAAGUUCAUGAAUGCAUUCAUCGAAAAUCCUGACUAUUACACAUCUCGCGCAUCACGCCUUACAUUCUUGCAGGCGCUUAUCGUAGAGCUCGGGCUUGUAUCUGCCACAGGCCCCGAACGCACUUUGCCUGGGAGUCUUACCGCAGCAAAGGCGUUGCUCAAGUCACACGCAUUCUUGAAUGUGAAGGACUAUCUAUCCCUUCGUGAGCAGGGCCUUGACGCGUUACGAAAUGCCAUGCGUCCGAGCCGUGGUGCACUGGUGCGUGAUUUACGCGGUAGGAGCGGUCGACGGGCGAAGCUUGGCUGGAUAAAGGAGACUGGGCUGAGUGUUCUGCUUGUCAGCUGCCAGCACUAAUUGAAUCCAGGCUUCGGGUAUAUUACUCCCGCUUCUUUGUUGUUCGCAUGAAGCGUUUCUAUUGCCAUUUCCGCAUCGUGAUGGUGAUUAGCGCGCUACGCGCUUGAUAACUUUUCCUGCCUGCUCGCGUUUCUGACUCGAUUCUUCCGUUGCCCCACAUUCUCCACUCUAAACGAGAACGAUCAUUUAUACUGUCUUUUCGGAGUAUAGCGUGUAUUUUGUUGUGCUACAAUCGUGUAUUGUAAUUUGUUCUGACUUACAUGCGAUUUUGAAUUUUC